CGUUAGAGUAGGAGGUUAAGAGGGAAAAUAGAAGAAUGUCUCGCAGGAAGAGGAGCUUCACUUUUGGAGCAUAUGGGGGAGUGGACAAAACCUUCUCCAGGUCAAGACAUAUUUGGAAACAAGAUGGCAGAAUCCCGCGAAUAUCUGACCCGUUAGAACGUCCUGGUCUGGGCAAGUCCUUUCCGCCAUCACCUGCUCCGACUCUUCUAAAGACAUCAGAUAUAUUUGCAAUGAUAGAGCGAAUACAGAGCAGUAGAAUGGACGAGCAGAGGUGCACUCUUCCACCUCCUCUCAAAACAGAGGAAGAUUACAUUCCAUAUCCCAGCGUCCAUGAGGUUGCAAACUUGUUUGACAGCGCGACAGCCCCUCGCGGACGACUGUCGCGCAUAAACAAAACCAAAAUAAACUCCAGGCCUGGUCCUCUCUCGUCUUUCCCCCCUUGUCCUGCAUCACAGGUUAAACUGGAGACAAACAGCAUAGCCAAGAUCUACAGGAAACACUUCCUGGGCAAGGAGCACUUUAAUUAUUACUCAGUGGACAGCACUCUGGGCCACCUGGUCUUCUCGGUGAAGUAUGAUGUGAUUGGAGACCAGGAGCACCUUCGACUGUUGCUUAGGUCAAGGUUUAAAACCUACCAUGAUGUGAUACCAAUUUCUUGUCUGACCGAGUUCCCUAAUGUUGUGCAGAUGACGAAGCUUGUCUGUGAAGAGGUGAAUGUGGACCGAUUUUAUCCCAUCUUAUACCCAAAGCUCCAGAGGAAGAGGCAUAUAGGAAAUGACAUUGUGGCUAUUGUGUUCCAAGAAGAAAAUACACCAUUUGUACCCGAUAUGAUUGCAUCAAAUUUUCUUCACGCUUAUGUAGUGGUUCAAGUGGAGAACGCCUGCACUGAUAGCGUCCUCUAUAAGGUAUCUGUGACGGCAAGAGAUGAUGUGCCUUUCUUUGGACCAGCCCUCCCAGACCCAGCUGUCUUUAAAAAGAGUCCAGAGUUUCAUGAGUUCCUCUUGACCAAACUGAUCAAUGCUGAGUAUUCCUGCUAUAAAGCAGAGAAGUUUGCCAAGCUGAAGGAGAGGACACGGUCUGCUCUGCUGGAGACUUUAUAUGAGGAGCUACACAUGAACAGCCAGUCCAUGAUGGGACUGGGAGGAGAUGAUGACAAACUGGAGAAUGGAGGAGGAGGAGGCGGCGGUGGCUUCUUUGAGUCUUUCAAGCGAGUAAUCCGCAAUAGAAGUCAGUCUAUGGAUGCCAUGGGCCUCAGUAACAAGAAACCGCACACCGUCUCCACCAGCCACAGUGGAAGCUUUGCACACAACCCCCCAGACACCCCCAAAACACCCGGCAUUUCCUUGAUUAUUCCUGGGAAAAGCCCAACCCGUAAGAAAUCUGGUCCAUUUAGUUCCAGGAGGAGCAGUGCCAUUGGGAUUGAGAACAUACAAGAAGUUCAGGAGAGAAGCAGUCGAGAGGUGUCCCCUAGUCCACAGAGGACAUCUGAUGGUGGACACACCACUCAGGACUUCAGAUUAGACAACUCGUCCAGUCAGAGCUCCCCUGAGAUGCAGAUCACUAAGAUUGGUUCGGCCCUGUGCUGUCGAGCUCCCUCGAUCCCUGAGUCUCAGGAUCUGUCUCGCUCCUCGUCCAAUGCCAGUAGCUUCACCAGCGUGGUGGAGGAGAACGAGCAGGAACAUGAAGUUACAGAGGACUAUGACACAGGACUGGAGAGUCUGUCUUCAGCCGGUACGCCUCACAAACGAGAUUCGUUAACAUACAGCAGCGUGUGGUUGGAAGACGGCCCUGGUACUACUAGUCAGAGCAGUUCACACGGUCCCUUUCGACAGCAAUCUGAACCUCGUCCUAAAACAGAGAGACAACACUCGAACUGCUAGCUGUCCUGUAGGCUGUAGAUGACUUCAUGGAUGUCCAUCAACAGCAUUUUCAUAAGUAGCCCUCUGCAGCGGACGCUCGACGUGUUCACAAGAGUUCCUGUGGAGACACGGAUGUGAAGGGGAGUGAACUGCUAGUUCCAGCCUGGAGGCGUAGUCGGGCAAGUGUGCAUCAGAGUAUCAGCGCGCUCUUAUAAGGACUCAACUUGUAAGGACUCGGCCAGCAGGCAACAAAUCACGUGUGAUUAUGGCCUUAUCAUAGGCUGCUUUCUUUCUUUCUGUCUGUCCACAGUGGCCCUCAUUGUGUGGGUUUGGGUUUUAUUAGUCAUAUUUAUUUAUUUAUUGAGUUGAUCUUUUAGUAACAGGGGUGGGUAAGCUGUCACAAGCUUUCGGCAUCUUUCAGAAUAACAAACGAGGUUCAACCUAAACCAAUCAUGCUUAAAAUACACAUGAACCCGCAAAGCACUGUAAUACACAUCUAUGUGUGGUUCUCUUUUGUUGCCUUUUGUGUCAUGAUGUAGUGAUGUUGAAAAUGAAUAUAGGUAAAUGUUAAAUGUUGUUCUUCGGUGUAGUUCUCUAUCUUCUGGUGUCGAGCACCCAAGCCAUUUCCAGUCCCGUCCAAUAAAUGAAGCGUAGGCAUUAUAAUUUAUGAUCAAAUGAAUAGAUCAGGUGUGAGAUGCUGUAUACUUUUUAAAUAGUAUUUAUUAAGAUUAUGCUGUUUUACUGAUCAACAUAUUUUGUAUGGCCACAGCUGUUUGUGGUCAAACUGACACGUGUGUAAACUGUACACUAAUGUAGUAGCCUCAUGUUUUAAAGCUAGCAGUGCGGAUUAAAUCAUCAAUGUCUCUCAUGUUUUGUGGUCCAAGGUCACAUAUAGUCCUACAGGCAGAGCAGAAUAAAAAUGUCCGAUAUGUUUUUAUGUAUACCUUUUAGCUUAUAUGACAGGUGAGCAAUAUGAAUGUGAAACUGCAGACACAUAUAUGAUGGUGGAUAUGGAUCAUGGAAAACACUAGGUCAGAAUAUAUUCAUCCAAAGCUUUAUGUUCGAUAGCAAAUGUUGGGUAUUUUGUUUUCAAACACAAAUGCGUGUUAUAUUGAUUACAAACAAAAAUGCCCAUUUUAGAUCAUAUAAUCAAAAUAAUAUUUUAGUUUUUAAACAUAGCACUAUGGUGUUAAUGCUUUCACAUUCAUCUCUAUAGCUUAUCAGAUACAAACUUUGACUUUUUUUUUUUUUUGAGGAUUUUUUUGAGGAACUAUCCUAAGCUGUGACAUUAAAACAAACUGGCAAAAUUUCAACUCUUAAUCAAAUUGCAUAUUUACAAAUUGUUGCUUGCAAAAACAUUUUAGUCACUUUUACAGCUCCUUAAAAUAGUUUUUUUUCUGUGUGAUGCGUAUUUUAAAGAAUACUAUGGUAUUACUAUCAUAGAAGAUGGCAUUACCACAAUUUCAUGUCCAAAAACAUGAAAAUACCUUUUUUGUAAGACUAAUUUCCCAAUUCGCUUCUAGUUUGAAGAGAUUUUUUUUUUCUUAUAAAUAAUGCUGUUUGGAUGCUUUCAGGGGUGAUGCUUCUAAAACAGUUUAUGGAAAAGUGAAAAUAUUUUUUGCCUGGCUGAAUCCAUACUUUCGCUGUGUCCGAGCCCUAAGUCUCUACUGAUUGGUCGAACUGUACAUAAUGUGUUUGCACAUGCUAGAGACAUUAAGCACAAACUCAUUCCAAACAAACACCGACCGCUUUCUGCAAGUGAUUGUGUUCUCCUUUACAAGUGCUUAUUAUGCUACUUUAAUGAAAUGUUUCAUUGUAAAUACAUUUUCUC
Sinocyclocheilus grahami is the source of this 3690-nucleotide messenger RNA. Its product is annotated as rap1 GTPase-activating protein 1-like. The record is from RefSeq and is a predicted model, not a curated record. The coding region runs from base 36 to 1880 and encodes 614 amino acids. Gene Ontology annotation, molecular function: GTPase activator activity. The transcript has 21 exons. Gene Ontology annotation, cellular component: cytoplasm. NCBI's taxonomy places the organism in Eukaryota, Metazoa, Chordata, Actinopteri, Cypriniformes, Cyprinidae. Gene Ontology annotation, biological process: regulation of small GTPase mediated signal transduction.